This is a messenger RNA of Gossypium raimondii (Peruvian cotton), 1282 nucleotides long. RefSeq names its product membrane-anchored ubiquitin-fold protein 4. Lineage: Eukaryota; Viridiplantae; Streptophyta; Magnoliopsida; Malvales; Malvaceae. The transcript is spliced from 3 exons. The coding region runs from base 673 to 1032 and encodes 119 amino acids. The record is from RefSeq and is a predicted model, not a curated record. Gene Ontology annotation, molecular function: protein binding.
CCACGCCCUCUCUAAUAUCCAUCCCUCCUAACUCACUAUUUACGAUACCUCCAUGUCUCUCCCUUCUGCAUUUGCAAAUGGAAACAUAAAAAUAAACAACUCAAAGAUUAAAAAAAAGAAAGAAAGCGUGAAGAUCGGGUCUAAUCUGGGUUCUCUUGAAAGAUUAACCAAUUCUUUGAAUCUUUUGUAGUCUCCCUCGUGUAUAUAUAAAUCAGCCUCAAGAGAAGAGAAAAGAGCUCCGCAAUUCAUUUCAUCUUUUUUCCUUUUUGUAACAACUUUUUUUUCUAAAGGUAUAUAUAUUUAAACUCUUGUUGUAGUUUUAGUUGUCGGUUUAGGGUUUUUUUCUUUCUAAAAUUUCAAUCUCUUUUUAUCGUUUCAUGUGUGUAAUUACAACGAAAAAUACCCCAAGGGUUAGGGUGGAGUGAGGUGUGAUUUUGGAAUCUGUUACUUUUUCUUUCAUUUUCUAGGGAAACCCAAACAGUGUGUUCUGUUUUACUUCAAUUUUUCUUGCUUUUUUCUAGGCACUUUAAACAGGGUUUUAUCUGUUUGGUUUUAGGUGUAGGAAGUGAGAAUAAAAAUAAAUUGUAUGUAGUGGUGAAUUUGAGAGGUUUUUUUUUUUUUUGGAAAAGAAGGCAAGGGUUUUGAUUUUGGUGGAUAAUUUUGGAAAUUGAAAUGCCGGAGGAGGAGGUGGUAGAGAUUAAGUUUCGGUUGUACGAUGGAUCAGAUAUGGGUCCAUUUCGAUACUCGCCUGCUUCAACCAUUGCUAUGCUCAAGGAAAGAAUUGUUGCUGAAUGGCCUAAAGAUAAAAAAAUUGCGCCUAAGGGAGCAAAUGACAUCAAACUGAUAAAUGCUGGGAAAAUUUUGGAGAACAACAAGAUUGUUGGCCAGUGUAGAGUACAUUGUGGUGAUCUUCCUGAAGCAGUCAUCACCAUGCAUGUUGUCGUGCAGCCGUCUGUAACAAAAGUUAAAACAGCAGAAAAGAAGGUGGAUGAGCCUCCCAGGAAUAACUUAUGUUCAUGUUCCAUAAUGUAAAAUUGUUUGGUCUCGAUUCAGAGAGAUGGUCUCCCCAGUUCCUUGGGUCUGCUGUGCUAUGGACCGUGGUGUGCUGGAAAAAAAAAAGAUAAUUAGUAAAACAGUGUCAUUCCUCAUUGUUUGUCAGGGCAUUUUUCAGAAAGGAUGAUAUUAAAAUGGGUGUUUCAUGUAUUUGGUAGCUACCCUUAAUUUUUAUUUUGUUUUGUCUUCAUUAUUUGUUUAAUGGAAAGCUAAUGGAUUCAUUGACAUA